This is a messenger RNA of Malurus melanocephalus (red-backed fairy wren), 648 nucleotides long. RefSeq names its product complement C1q-like protein 4. The annotation marks the transcript as partial. The transcript has 2 exons. Gene Ontology annotation, molecular function: protein binding. The record is from RefSeq and is a predicted model, not a curated record. NCBI's taxonomy places the organism in Eukaryota, Metazoa, Chordata, Aves, Passeriformes, Maluridae.
GCCAUGCUGCUGCUGCUGCUGGUGGCCAUCCCGCUGCUGGUGCACGGCUCCAAGGCGGCCGCGCACUACGAGAUGCUGGGCAGCUGCCGCAUGGUGUGCGACCCCUACCCCGAACCCCCCGCCCCCUCCCCGCCGCCCCCCAAAACCGAACCCGCCGGUCGGAAAGGCCGCUCCGGUCUCCGCGGGCCACCGGGGCCACCGGGACCGCGCGGGCCACCGGGAGAGCCGGGCCGGCCGGGACCGCCGGGACCACCGGGACCGGGGCCGGGGGGGUACAUCCCGCCCUUCUACACCCCAAAAAUCGCCUUCUACGCCGGGCUGAGGAAGCCCCACGAGGGCUACGAGGUGCUGCGCUUCGACGAUGUGGUGACCAACGUGGGCAACUCGUACGAGCCCACCAGCGGCAAAUUCACGUGCCCGCUGCCCGGAGUUUAUUUCUUCGCCUACCACGUCCUGAUGCGCGGCGGCGACGGCACCAGCAUGUGGGCGGACCUGAUGAAAAACGGGCAGGUGCGGGCCAGCGCCAUCGCGCAGGACGCGGACCAGAAUUACGAUUACGCGAGCAACAGCGCCAUCCUGCACCUGGACGUGGGCGACGAGGUGUUCGUGCGCCUGGACGGGGGCAAAGUGCACGGCGGCAACACCAAC